Messenger RNA from Impatiens glandulifera, 1718 nucleotides. RefSeq names its product transcription factor TGA2.2-like. The record is from RefSeq and is a predicted model, not a curated record. Gene Ontology annotation, molecular function: DNA-binding transcription factor activity; sequence-specific DNA binding. Gene Ontology annotation, biological process: regulation of DNA-templated transcription; DNA-templated transcription. The coding region runs from base 333 to 1298 and encodes 321 amino acids. The transcript is spliced from 9 exons. Lineage: Eukaryota; Viridiplantae; Streptophyta; Magnoliopsida; Ericales; Balsaminaceae.
CAAAGGAAGUUUGGUGAUGGACGUAAGUCAAGAUAACUGCAACACUAUUAUACCCUAAAAUGAAAGAAAGCAAGACUCAAAAAGUCAAAAUUGGCGACCAACUUCAUCAAAAUCUCCAUACUAUUCUUCUUCUUCUUCUUCUUCUCCGAUCAUCCUUCCUUUCAUCUUCUUCCAGAAUAUUCCGAGUUCAUCAUCAUACUGCUGCUGCUGCUGCUGCUGACCUCCUUCUUACCUAUCAUCUACAUUGUUCAACCUUCGCCUCCCGUUUCACCCCCUUCCUCAUCUCUCCUCCGUGCCCUUUUCAAGGAGGCUAAUCACAUUGUUCAGUCAAGAUGGCUGAUAUGACUGAUUCAUCUACUGAUGGUGAUACAGAUGAGAAGAAUAUGAGGUUUCAAAGUGAUCAAUCUCUAGCUGAGCUUGGUGAUAGACCGAGGGAUCAGAAGUCACUUCGUAGGCUAGCACAAAAUCGCGAAGCUGCCAGAAAGAGUCGAUUGAGGAAGAAGGCUUAUGUUCAACAACUAGAGAGUAGCAGAAUAAAGCUGACCCAACUUGAGCAGGAGCUGCAACGAGCGAGACAGCAGGGCAUAUUUAUAUCCAGUACGGGAGAUCAAUCUCAGUCAAUCAGCAGCAAUGGAGCCCUGGCAUUUGAUGUAGAAUAUGCACGUUGGCUAGACGAGCAAAAUAAAAGAAUUAGUGAGCUAAGGGGAGCUGUCAACUCCCAUGCGGGUGAUGCUGAAUUGCGCAUAAUUAUAGAUGGGAUUUUGGCUCACUAUGAAGAGAUUUUCAGAAUAAAAAAUGAUGCAGCCAAGACUGACGUCUUUCAUAUCUUGUCGGGCAUGUGGAUAACACCUGCAGAGAGGUGCUUUUUAUGGCUCGGUGGAUUCCGAUCUUCUGAACUCCUAAAGCUGCUGAUAAAUCAAUUGGAUCCAUUAUCUGAGCAUCAGCUGUUGGGAAUUACUAACUUACAGCAAUCAUCUCAACAAGCUGAAGAUGCUUUGUCUCAAGGAAUGGAUGCAUUGCAGCAAUCAUUGGCCGACACUUUGGCUGGUUCUCUUAAUACUUCUACUUCAUCGGGAAAUGUCGCAAACUAUAUGGGACAGAUGGCUAUGGCUAUGGGAAAGCUCGGAACUCUAGAAGGCUUCAUUCACCAGGCGGACAAUCUACGACAACACACAUUCCAGCAAUUGCAUCGAAUAUUAACAACCCGCCAAUCAGCACGCGCCCUUCUAGCAAUAAAUGAUUAUAAUUCUCGGCUUCGAGCUUUAAGUUCCCUUUGGCUUGCUCGACCCCGUGAAUAAGAAAAUUCACCUUUUCUGGCAUUUCUUGGAAUGCAGCUCAUUUAAACGCAGCUUGGCUUCAAAAUGGCAAACGACUUUGAAUUAUGUCAAAUCAAUGGUUCAGAUUGUCCAUGAUACAAAAUUGAGAUAUCCGCCUCCUCGAUAUUUUGUAAAUUGCGAAAAAAAAAAAGCGGUCUUAGAUUGUUAGUUUCUUUAUAUAUAAGAUAGCUGAACUCGACUUUUUUUUUUCUAAUUUAGCCAAACCGGAAACAUCGAACUCCCAUUUCUAGCCGCCUUUGUUUGUUGUGUUCUUCUUUAGGGAGUGUCUGUUACAUGUUUCCCUUUGUGGUAGUAUAAAUUAUUGUAACAUAAAACAAAAAUAAUUGUGUCUUCUUCAUGUUGUCUAUCUAAUUGGAAAGGAAAUGGAUUGAAACCUUGUUA